Molecule: messenger RNA, 2824 nt
Organism: Cuscuta campestris
Lineage: Eukaryota; Viridiplantae; Streptophyta; Magnoliopsida; Solanales; Convolvulaceae
Source: the annotation of a GenBank genome assembly
AAAGACUAUAAACGUUUUUGUAAUCACAGAGAUUAUCAGUUGAACUAUGCACGAAAUCAUCACCUGACUCUUCUUCUCAUCGGAGGAAUCAAUAAGCAAAACAAACAAAAAAAGAAAUCAAUUUUCAGAUAAUCUGAAAGAAAAAUGACGAAUUCAGGGAGCCUCAGAAGGAAGGCAGUAGAACUGUCGUAAUCACGAAUUUUCAUACACGCGAUUCAACUAAAUCAUCACUGGCAGAUUAUAUCCGAUCGGAGAAAAAAAAACAAACACAGAAACCGCCCAUAGCUUUUUCAGGCUUUCUGGAAACUAUUAGGAAUUGGGAGGAAGAAGACGGUGCUAAAGAUGACUAGUGGUAGAGAGAUGGGAUUGAGUCGGAGAAUGAUGACGAGUUAUAUAGGGAAGGAAGAGGAGAGAUAUGCGGAAGCUGAAAAUGGCCACACCUACGGCGACUAUGGAGGUCGGAAACGACGGUGUUGCCGUGAUCACCCUCACAAAUCCCCCCGUCAACGCCUUAGCCAUUCCAAUAAUUAAUGGCUUGAAGGAUAAGUUUACGGAGGCUGCUAGGAGAGACGAUGUCAAAGCCAUUGUUCUGACAGGAAGUGGUGGGAGAUUCUCUGGUGGUUUUGACAUCAAUGUUUUCGAACAAGUUCACAAGCAUGGGGAUGUAUCUGUACUACCUGAUGUUUCUGUUGAGCUACUUGUCAACCUGGUUGAAGAUGGAAAAAAACCUGCUGUUGCUGCCAUACAAGGACUUGCCCUUGGAGGUGGCUUAGAAUUGGCAUUGGGAUGCCAUGCUCGCAUUUCUACACCAAGAGCUCAACUGGGCUUGCCCGAGCUUUCCCUUGGGGUUAUCCCUGGCUUUGGAGGUACACAACGCCUUCCAAGGCUUGUGGGAUUGCCUAAAGCUAUUUCAAUGAUGCUGACAUCUAAACCCAUAUUGUCUGAAGAAGGGAAGAAAUUAGGUCUCAUUGAUGCAAUUGUUACCCCAGAAGAAUUGAUUAAAGUAUCACGGCAAUGGGCACUGGAAAUUGCUGGAAGGAAUAAACCCUGGAUACGAUCCCUUCACAGGACUGACAAACUAUGUUCUCUUUCUGAAGCACGAGCUAUUUUGAAGGAUGCUAGGCAACAGGCAAAACAGACUGCCCGCAAUAUGCCACAACACCAGGUAUGCCUUGAUGUGAUUGAAGAAGGCAUUGUUCAUGGAGGUUACAGUGGAGUUCUAAAGGAGGCCAGAGAUUUCAAGGAGCUUGUAUUGUCAGAUACUUCGAGAGGGCUUGUUCACGUGUUUUUUGCACAAAGAGCAACCUCAAAGGUUCCUAAUGUUACUGAUAUUGGUCUCAAACCAAGGCUAAUAAAAAAGAUUGCUGUAAUUGGUGGAGGUUUAAUGGGCUCUGGGAUAGCUACAGCUCUUAUUCUGAGCAACAAGUAUGUUCUUCUCAAGGAAAUUAAUGCCGAAUAUCUUCAAAAAGGGAUAAAAUCAAUAGAAGAAAAUGUCCGAAUUUUGGUAUCAAGGAAAAAGUUAUCUCAAAAUCAAGCUGAAAAAGCCCUUUCAUUACUUAAAGGUGUAUUGGACUACUCGGAGUUUAAGGAUGUUGAUAUGGUUAUUGAGGCUGUAAUUGAAAAUGUUCCUCUAAAGCAAAAGAUUUUCAUUGAUAUUGAGAAGGCAUGCCCUCCUAAUUGUAUACUGGCAUCUAACACAUCUACUAUAGACCUUAACGUAAUUGGUGAGAAGACCAGAUCUCAAGAUAGGGUUAUAGGUGCUCAUUUUUUCAGUCCUGCUCAUGUUAUGCCUUUGCUGGAGAUAGUUCGGACAGAGAAGACUUCAGCUCAAACAAUUGUUGACCUUAUGGCUGUUGGUAAAGCAAUAAAGAAAGUACCUGUUGUGGUGGGGAACUGUACUGGUUUUGCUGUAAACAGGACCUUCUUCCCAUAUGCCCAAGGAGCACAUCUUCUCGUGCAUCUUGGAGUUGAUGCCUUCAGGAUUGAUGCCCAGAUUACAAACUUUGGCCUUCCUAUGGGCCCUUUCCAGCUUCAGGAUUUAACAGGAUAUGGGGUAGCUGUUGCUGUAGGAAAACAAUUUGAUGCUGCUUUUUCUGACCGUAUAUUUAGGUCUCCUUUAAUUGAUCUCCUCAUUAAAAGUGGUCGAAAUGGCAAAAAUAAUGGGAAAGGAUACUACAUUUACCAGAAGGGAAUGAAACCAAAACCAGAUCCUUCUGUGCUUCCAGUUAUAGAAGAGUCUAGAAAGCGGAUGAAUAUUAUGCCAGGAGGGAAGGCAAUAUCUGUGACCGACCAAGAAAUAGUUGAGAUGGUUCUCUUUCCGGUAGUGAAUGAGGCAUGCCGUGUUCUUCAUGAAGGGAUGGUUGUCCGAGCCUCGGAUCUGGACGUUGCAUCUGUUCUUGGAAUGAGCUUCCCUUCUUACAGAGGCGGAAUUGUUUUCUGGGCUGAUACCGUUGGAGCUGGCCAUAUAUAUAAAAGCCUCAAGAAGUGGUCAGAACUGUAUGGUAACUUCUUCAAGCCCUCCCCUUUCUUGGAAGAAAGGGCACUCAAAGGCAUUCCGUUGAGCGCUCCCGUUGCAUCGACCUCUUCAGCUUCAAGAGCGCGUCUGUAGACCGUGUUUCAACCAUCCACAUAUGAUCUCCAAAAUUGGGAGUGGCAAAAAAAGAACACUUAAAAUCAUACAGUGUUGGGGGACCUAAUAAAAUAAUGUGUUUGUUUUGUAGCUAGAAAAGAAUGGUUUAUUUUUUGAGUUAUUAAAUGUUAAAAACUAGUUUUGAAUAAUGUAUGAAAUUCACAACAAUUUCAUCAAUAAAGUUAUGUGUAACUA